Molecule: messenger RNA, 1425 nt
Organism: Sitodiplosis mosellana (orange wheat blossom midge)
Lineage: Eukaryota; Metazoa; Arthropoda; Insecta; Diptera; Cecidomyiidae
Product: multiple inositol polyphosphate phosphatase 1-like
Exons: 6
Coding region: 273-1415 (380 amino acids)
Molecular function (GO): acid phosphatase activity; inositol phosphate phosphatase activity
Source: RefSeq, a predicted model, not a curated record
GUGGUGUUAGCACGUCCAUUUAUAUGAAAUAUCGAAGGCGUCCCAACUAACACCAAAUCUCAAUCAACACCAAAUUACCUUAUAAAUUAUAUUUGUGAUUAUUUCCUUCAUUUAGAAAUUGGGCUCAAUGCGAACCAGUAGCGUUCACUCAACAAAGCGAUGACAUAUUUAAAUUUGCAGCACAACACUCCUCAUCGGUUCAAUCAUAUUUUGCUGUUCCACAUAAUACUCCACUAGGAAAAUUUCAUGGCAAAAAUGCUGUUAAAAUAUGGAUGUUCAUUCGGCAUGGAAGCCGAUCAGCAAAAGAAAAGGAAACCGACCUAUUCAAGAAAUUACCCACCAUUCGUAAUAAAAUGGUUGAGAAAAUAUCCAAUAGCAAAGAAAAAUGUCCAUUAUCAAAACAGAAUUGGGAGAAUUUGAAGAAAUGGCAAUGGAAUGCUACCUACGAUCAAGAUCGAAUGUUGACUAAAAAUGGUAAAAAAGAGCUUCAGACUGUCGCCCGAAAUUAUAAAGAAAGAUUCCAGCAUCUUUUCAAAGGCCCUUAUGACAAAGAUCAUUUCAAUGUAUUGUGCGCCAAUACGCCACGUACCAUAGAGAGUUCUAGUGUAUUUUUGGACUCAAUAAUAGGCGAAGCAGCGCGUAAAGCAAUUCAGAACGUGGCCGAUGACGAUGGCGAAGAUAUAAUUAAGGCUUAUAAAGAUGUCGAUUUUAAUGAUAAAAACAAGAAAAUCGACGACGAUCCAAACUCUGAAUCAAAUCGAUUUCUACGAUUGCCGGUGUACACAAAUAUAAUCAAACGAGUCAGUAAAGAGUUUUACUUUGAUGUUGAGGAUGAUAAAACCAAAGCGGAACGAGUCAAGAGCAUGUACGAUUUAUGUCGAUAUGAACAGUCUUGGGAUAUUGAUGGGAAAAGUGUCUGGUGUUCGAUAUUUUCGAAGAAAGAACUAGAGGUACUUGAGUAUUCAAAAGACUUGAAGGCUUUUUAUACGGAAGGCCCAUCUGGAAAUGAAUUGAAUUACAAUGUACAUUGUCUAUCCGUUAUCGAUAUGAUGAAACAUUUGAGUGUUCCCAGUGGGCCCAAAGUUACCGCAUACUUCAGCCAUUCACCUGCUCUAUUGUCGCAUCUCACCGCCAUGGGUGCAUAUAAACAGGAACCAAAACUUACAGCAAAUAACUAUGAAGCGAUGUCAAAGCGCAUAUGGAAAACAAGUACAUUUAGUCCGAUGGCAGCAAAUUUCGUUGGCGUCCUCUACAAUAACAAUACGGUUAAGUUCUUUUUAAAUGAAGAAGAAAUGCCCUUGCCAGGAUGCAAAAAUAAUUUAUGCGAUUUAGCUCAUCUUAAAAAGCAAUUUGAUCAUUGCAAACCACAACCAAAAAAACCAAAAAGAGUUAAACAACCUAAACAGAAAAAAUAAAAGACAAAAG